AUGGUGCUCCGUUCCAACAACAGUGUCUGCAUGGCCAACUCGACCGACGAAGACAUCUAUGUCAUGGUGUCUCUCAAUGCCGACUGGGCCAUUACUGAUUUUAUCACCGACAUUGGUCUCUUCUUGAUCGCCGUUGGAGAAAUCAGACAACUCGUGGUCGACGUAGAGCUUCCGAAGAUGAUCGUGACCCUCCGUGAUCUCCAUCGAUUCCUUAAAAUCUCUUACACGGCUCUAGCUGAGACCGCCGCUGCUGGCUCCCGCAAGGCUGCAGAUGCCGCUUCGGCUCUCCAUUAUGCGAUCAAAAAGAACUCUAUCGUUAUUCCUGCUGGCCAGUACAAGCAGAUUAACGAGAAGAAUUGGUUGGAGUCGUUUUUCAAUGCAUCUGCUGUUGGAAGUUUGUUGGUCGCGAAAACGGUGUCGCUGAUGGUCAUGACUGGUGAUGGGCAGAGGUUUGCGAUGUACGAUACCAACUCGGAUUACUCCUGGAUCGCUACUAAGGAGGGGAAGUGUGUCCGGUCCAAGUAUGGGUCAGUCUGGCAGCAGGAUACUCAAGCUGGAGUGGUGGAUUGGCCUGUAGGCGGCUACUAG
Molecule: messenger RNA, 588 nt
Organism: Marasmius oreades (fairy-ring Marasmius)
Lineage: Eukaryota; Fungi; Basidiomycota; Agaricomycetes; Agaricales; Marasmiaceae
Exons: 1
Coding region: 1-588 (195 amino acids)
Source: RefSeq, a predicted model, not a curated record